AUUAAUCAGCUGAAUCUUCUUGUUCGGAACUCGUUGCAGAAAGCGGAGGGAUUGAGAGACUCGAAGCAAGCGCAGCCGAAGAAGGAGAUGGACAACGAUAACGAUUUCACAUUUUGUCAGGUCGAGAAGAGUGUGGACUCGGGGAUCGAUCAAAUUAAUGAAAACCAAACCAACGGUUUUCUAUGGAACAGCAACAACAAAGAAGUAGCCGCGAAGAAGGAGGAGAGAGCUGGGUCUUUGGCGUUUAAUGUUAUUGAUGCUUCUUCGUCAUCUUCUGAUGGUAAAAGUUCAGGCAAAGUUCCGGCUCGAAAGCGGGCUUCUCGGACUAAGGUUCCGUUUGAGAAAGGUUAUAGCCAAGUUGAUUGGCUUAGGCUUACCCAAACUCAUCCUGAUCUUGCUGGAUUGAAGGGGCAGUCAAACAAGAGGCUUAUCACUAUGGAUGAAGUGAAACAAAAUAAAAAAGAAGGUUCCAUGUGGACUGUCUUAAAAGGUCGCGUUUAUAAUUUAUCUCCAUACAUGAAGUUUCACCCUGGAGGUGUUGAUAUGCUGAUGAAGGCAGUGGGUAAAGACAGUACAUCUUUAUUCAAUAAAUACCAUGCUUGGGUAAAUGCUGAGUUCUUAUUGGCGAAGUGCUUGGUGGGUACAUUGGAGAAAGUGGGUGAAGGCCAUGAUUCUUCAAAAAUUUAGAAGUUGCUCCCUUCCAUCACAUCAUUCAUACUGGCCUCAACCAUUCCUUUUUUCAUGUUGUAUUAUUUAAAGAUGUAUACUAUUUUACCCCUUUUUUAGCCAGUGGGGGAACGAUUUCUUUACACCUUUUGGGUGUUUGAUUCAUACAAAGAUCAACAUUUACAAUAAAAAUGUACAUUUGUAGAUGAAUUGUUGUAAUAAUUUACCACACAUGGGUUUUUAUCUCAUCUUGAAUGGCAGAUGCUCAGUCUUC
Pistacia vera is the source of this 940-nucleotide messenger RNA. Its product is annotated as cytochrome b5 domain-containing protein RLF-like. The transcript is spliced from 5 exons. The coding region runs from base 88 to 687 and encodes 199 amino acids. Gene Ontology annotation, molecular function: heme binding. NCBI's taxonomy places the organism in Eukaryota, Viridiplantae, Streptophyta, Magnoliopsida, Sapindales, Anacardiaceae. The record is from RefSeq and is a predicted model, not a curated record.